AUGCAAAACAGUUAAUAAUAGGUUAACAUGCCCCAGUCGAGAAUGAUUGGUGACCCUGCCUAAUCGCAAUACUUACAAAAUUCAAUGGCUCAAGAUCCUCAGUUUUUGAGUUAUCAAAAUUACAGAAACGAAAUUCAAGAGGAAGGAGAGAUUGUAGCUGAAACAGCCAAAUUAAGAAAACUGUACUUCCUCAUGCUGCUUCAAUUCUUCCUAGUGAUUGUGUUUAGUUACGUAAGCCCAUUAUUAAAUCCCACAUAGUUGCGACUGGACUCUUUGGAGGAUUACUUUGAAUAGAAUUCCUACUGGAUAAUUAUUCUUUCACUCGGAUGUUUCUUGCUGUCAUUGGCUGCUUAUUUUACUAAUCCGGAGAACACUGCUGUAAAUGUAGUACUGUACGUGCUAUUUACAAUAGUCUUAUAUUUCUUUUUUAUAUCACUAACUGCAAUUACAAACAUUGAACAAUCCAUGAUGGUGGCCUUCAUGAUUUUUGGAUAAAUAUUUUCACAAUUCCUAUCAGUGAUGCAGAGCAGAAUCGAGAUGUAUUACCAUCAAUAAUCUCUCUACGUAUUAGCAGGCGGACUCAUCAUUUUCCAAUUGUUCAUCAUUUAUUCUAUCAUCCCCUUCUUUGAAAUGAUCAUCACUCUAGUUUCAGGAGUCGUUUUUGGGUUCCUCCUCAUUUACAGCACCUAAAGCAAUUUAAGUCAAAUCAAGUCUGGCGCUGUCAAUGGCAGUGUUAGAGUGUAUGUUGAUUUACUCGGCGUGUUUUUCUAUUUGAACCAAUUGAUGGCAGACUUGUUUAGAAAAGAAAAAUAAAUUGAUAAAUGA
Molecule: messenger RNA, 825 nt
Organism: Paramecium tetraurelia
Lineage: Eukaryota; Ciliophora; Oligohymenophorea; Peniculida; Parameciidae
Exons: 3
Cellular component (GO): membrane
Source: RefSeq, a predicted model, not a curated record